Suillus fuscotomentosus is the source of this 1402-nucleotide messenger RNA. RefSeq lists its product as uncharacterized. The record is from RefSeq and is a predicted model, not a curated record. NCBI's taxonomy places the organism in Eukaryota, Fungi, Basidiomycota, Agaricomycetes, Boletales, Suillaceae. Bases 139 to 1083 code for a protein of 314 amino acids. The transcript has 13 exons.
CCAAUCAAAGCGGGAACGGUCAUCCUCUCCCGAUCUCAUUUCGCUGAUCUAAGGACCGGACGGUGGUAUAACUAGCACGAAUGCCAUCGUCAUACAUCCACCAAGUUCGCCUCUCACCCACACCCAUUCUCUACCAAUAUGACCUACGUCUCCAAUGAUCCCACUUGGUGGCCGAUCAUCGAUGCAUCUCGGUUGGCCAGCUAUUUUAUAGUCGCCGCCUUUGUUGCAGUGAUGUAUGAUGGGGCACUUACAUUUGGACAAGAGGUGGAGCUCAUCUGGAGACAACGAUGGUCCCUAAUGACGGUUAUGUAUCUCGGUACGCGUUACCUUGGAAUCUUAUACGCUGCCCUGAACAUUCUGAGCAAUACUCCGACCAUCUCGCUGACGGAUACAGUGAGCUGGAUUAUCUACGUCGUAUGGGAGUGGACGGGUGUUGUGGUAUUUGCGAUGCUGUGGGUCAUCAUCAUCGCUCGGUUGUAUGCGAUGUAUCAAGGAUCCAGAAAGAUCCUAAUAUUUCUCAUUGUCACCCUCUUGGCUGUCAACACUUUCGAUGGAGUAGUCUCCAUAAUGGCAAUUAUACAUACUUCAGGGGAGGAAUCCAUUCUCUCUGGCACUUAUCAGUGCCGGCUUAACUAUUCGAAAGAUAUCCCACUUCUUAUAUCUGUGGGUUGGAUGCUCGGCACUGUAUGGGAGGUCCUCGUGCUAUGUCUCGCAGUCUGGGUUGUAGUAAAACACUGCCGUGAAUUGCGACAAUAUUCUGCAGGAGGGAUUAUCGGGGACUGUUUCACGGUGUUGAUGAAAACUCAUAUACAUUACUUUGCGAGCUUUGUUGUUGUUUCUUGUCUCCAUCUCAUCAUUGAUUUAUAUCCAACAUUCUUCUUGAGCAAUUCCCUGGCCCCUCAGAUUAUUGCUGGGGUGACUCAAAUUUUGGAGGUUGUGCAGAUGUUUGUGCUGGGACCGCGCCUCAUCCUUGGCGUUCGGGAAUACCACGCUAGGCUCGUUGCCAAUUCUGACGUAGCAACUGGUAUGACCUCAAUCGCUUUCCAUGAGCGCGUGGAAAUAUCAACUGGUAGUGGUGUGUGAUAAUCGGUGGAGUUGACGGUUGUCUAGUGCCCUGGAAAGAGCAGGGAAAUUUGCUUUUAUUUAUUACCACUUUUCUGAAAGUAUUGAUCGAAGUUAUUUGGUGUUUCAAAGUAGUUUUCAAGGGGACAUACAAAGUUUCUCGCCGUGUUAUUUUGUCAAGUGAUUUGCUAUACAUACUACGUGCUGAUAAUAUUUAAAUCAAUAUCCUGAAUAUCUCUACUCGCACUAGCUCCCCACAUACCCUUGCACCAACGUCCGGUUCUUAUUUUCUCUAUGCGAUGACAAUCAUUCAUAUGUUUGCUUAGGCAGUGCGCGAGAG